Rhopilema esculentum is the source of this 2369-nucleotide messenger RNA. RefSeq lists its product as uncharacterized. The record is from RefSeq and is a predicted model, not a curated record. Lineage: Eukaryota; Metazoa; Cnidaria; Scyphozoa; Rhizostomeae; Rhizostomatidae.
AGCUAUGCAAUUAUUAGCAAAUAAGGAGCUUAUAAACAGCAAAAUCUUGAUCAGUUCAAUGCCAGUUCAAGCUAGAUCAGUGGCAUCUACCUGAACAAGAGAAGAUUUCUAUUCAAUCAAGAGUGUCUUGAAAAUAUGGAGAUCGUCAAGGUGGCGAUUCUAGUCGCAAUGGCUGUGUUAGUUGCAGCACAAGAUAGCGCAAAGUUUGAGAAACAAAUUAAGACGUUGGAAGCAAAGCUUACAAGUGCAACGCGACAACUGAUGUUGCAGCAGUUUUUUACAGAAGAAACACGUCGAGCAGAUGGCAAUUCUGGAUUGAAGCAGCUUCGUUACUACAGACACGACGACGUCAAUUACAAUACACCUUCACAUGUAGGUAGGUCUGUCGCUGCCAUACACGACCAUGCAAACAAUGACAGAACAGUUGGAAUGGGAGAAUUCAUUGCAGUUUUAAAUGGAGUGGAAUUCAGGACACGUCACAACGACUACAGGCUGUACAUGCCACAUCGAAACAGCAGCACGUACGGUGCAACAGAGCCUAUCCCGUUUCCAGAAGUGCCACCUUCAGUUUUGAAAAAAACCACUUUGAAAGAACAGAUCGAUGAACUGCAUAAUUAUUUCAAAGCUUGGAGGGAUAGUGAUUAUUCAAAUUACGACUACAGAAAAUACUUCCAAGCUGUUCUUUGUUACUUGGAAGGAGCAUGGACUACAGCAGGUGGAAAAAUUGACGAACCAUUUGAAAGUGAUCGUCAUUUUAUCGAUGCUGCUAACUGGUUUGAUUUACAAGAACGAGUAAGAUACACUUCAUACACAGGGACAAAAAGUCGUCUGGAGAACUUGGCCUACCUCCCAACUACCGUAAUGGAAUUCGUGAAUGAAUCUAUACCGGUUUUCGCGCAGUGGAACUACCGUAUUGCUUGCCACCCAGUGUCACAUCAUGUUCCGCUGAGCCAUUUGGAGCUGGUUGAGGACAUGAAAACCAGGAUGUAUGCAAAACAGACACGAGAAAAGUACCAAAACUCAAGAAGUGCUCGCUUCAGGCUUAACAAAAGCAUUCCCGGAAAGCGAUCUGCUGAAGAAUUUUUGGACGUUUUGAUGGGGGAAAUUCCUGGCAAAAAUAACUAUCCAGGUGAAUUUUACGAAAAAACAUUAGACGGAACAAUGGUCACAGAUCUUCAGGGUAAGCCAAAAGACGUUUCCCGUUAUCACAGGAUAUUCAAAACGGUGGGAAAAGAUGCAAUGGGUCAGAGCCGUUACAUGCGAGGCUUCUCUGAUAACUACCUAUUUUCAGCAAAGACCAAUCAAUCUAAAGUUGCUGGAAUACAAAGAGAAGACAAAUCUAAAUGCACUGGGCGCGGAAAGGAUAGAAAAUGUCCGAUGGUUACGCAUCGAUACUCGUAUGCCAUUCCUCUUGAAAUGAUCUACCUCACUCCUUUGACAAGUUGGAAUUUUUACAAUCUAACUUACAGAGGAUCGGCAAGGGGUGCAGAAGGGAAAAAGGUUACUGAAGGCGGGCGAAAUGGAGAUUGUAAGGACCCAGCAAAGCAUUGGAAUGGGCUCAAUAGCAAAACGUACUACAUGACUCCAAAGGCAUUUUUCAGUGGUGAAGAACACGACACUGAUGCUGCAGACACAACCAGAGGUACAUCAUGCGUUUUGGACCCAGAUGGAAAAGUUAGACAGGUAGUUGCUUCAGGCACAAGGAUUAUGCUGCCAGAAAUCAAUGGUGUGGGGAAACUUCGUACAAGAUACCCAAUAUUCCCAGUUUACGGAGAAGGGUCACCCAUCUGGAAGGAACUUAAUGCAGUGAUUGAUUAUAUUAUGGACCCAGAAUCUCACCCAUACAUAAAGGAGGCAAAGGAUGGAGACAAUGGGGCAAAGAAUGAAACCAACAUAAUUUUGAAAACUGGUGGCUCAAGAGUAACCUCUACAACACUUCAUCACCACACUAUAACAUUAACAAGCAAAGAAGCAGAAGACAUGAAGAAAAGUGGAAAAACUAGAAUUUUCAAGACAACAUCACAUGCCAAUGGCCAUGAGCAUGACCUAAAAAUAUUUUGGAGUGCAAAGAAGAAGGAGUUCCUAUAUGAAACAUGUGACAAUAUGAAAAUAUGUUGGGACAAACAUGCAAAGAUGUUGGUGGAAGUAAAAGAAGAUUAAAUGCAUGCAGAUAUAACUGAGUAAGAAAGACUGGGUUAUUAAUUUUCUGGGUAAUGAUUUCAGCUAAUAACCUACAAAAGCUAUGUAAUACUAAUAAUACUAAGUUCCAAAUAAAAUUUCAUUUGAAAAAACAUUUCUGUCAUUACAUUAAAUUUCCUUUCAUCACUUAGCAAUAUCUAGAGGUCCAUUUAAACGUUUAAUUACAGUGA